AUGAGAGUUCCUAGUCUGUUGUUCCUAUCGUUGCUGCUGGGCAGCUGUUUGGCAUUAAGCGAAGCGAUUCUGGCGCCACUGCUGAAGGGCCUGAAGAAAGGACAUGCUCCCAGUGUUGGAGUGUAUGUCACCAAGAGCUAUGGUGGAGGCUAUGGCGGUGGCUACAACACCGGUUAUGGCGGAGGAUACAACACAGGGUAUGGCGGAGGAUACAACACAGGGUAUGGCGGAGGAUACAACACAGGAUAUGGCGGAGGAUACAACGCCGGCUAUGGCGGAGGAUAUGGCGGCGGAUAUAGUGCAGGGUAUGGUGGAGGAUAUGGCGAUGGAUACAAUGGGGGAUAUGGUGGAUCUGGCUAUGCCGGCAACUAUGGCUAUGGCAAGUAUAAGAGCUAUGGCUAUUCAUCUCCCCAUCGCAACUAUGGCCAUCGUCGCCCAAGUAGCCAACGCACAGGACGCACCUUUUCCCAAAUAAAGCGUAUCGUCACUCCGGAUCCAUAUCCCUACAUAUUUGGAGGCCGUUUCUUGCCCGGCAAAGGGCCGCUGGGCUGA
Molecule: messenger RNA, 552 nt
Organism: Scaptodrosophila lebanonensis
Lineage: Eukaryota; Metazoa; Arthropoda; Insecta; Diptera; Drosophilidae
Product: keratin-associated protein 21-1-like
Exons: 1
Coding region: 1-552 (183 amino acids)
Source: RefSeq, a predicted model, not a curated record